Messenger RNA from Rotaria sp. Silwood2, 1101 nucleotides. NCBI's taxonomy places the organism in Eukaryota, Metazoa, Rotifera, Eurotatoria, Philodinida, Philodinidae. The record is from the annotation of a GenBank genome assembly.
AUGAUGAUAGAUAUUAAUCAAGAUAAUAAUAAUGAUGAUGAUGAUGAUGAUAAUGAUCGAACAGAAACUUAUACACCACCACCACUUGAUGAAACAAAUGAUUUGAAUAAUGAUAACGAAAAAGAAUAUAAUUGUAAAGAUACAAAUUCCAUCAAACAACAAUCAAUUAUAAUAUUAGAUGAUAGUUCGGAUGAAGAAACAACUACAAAAAAACAUAUUAAUAAUGAAUCAAUUGAUAACUAUUGGGAUCAAUGGCCACAACUCGAUAAUGGAUUGAACGAGGAAGAACGUUUAAAACUAUAUUCCAUGCCUGAUAUUGAUAUACCUCCUUCGCCUCCACAAGACAUUAUUUUAUCUGCAGAUAAAAAAAUUUCUACAACAACGGAAAACAAUAUUCUUGAUAUUUUAACUCUUCCAUCAUCAUUAUUAACAUCUAAUCAAACUGAUCACUGUAAAAGAAAAAAAUCACCAGCAAAACGAAAGAAAAAAAAGAAACCAAUGUCUGAAUAUCGAGCACCAUCACCAUUUUCACCUAAGCCAGAUUAUAAAUCAAUGGAUAUUGAACAAUUAAAAAAUCAUGCUACGCGUUAUGGUUUAUCUACAACACAAGCUAAAGGAAGAUUGAUUAAAAUUCUUGAUGAAAUUUAUAAUUUUACUCAUCAAUAUGAAACCGAUACUGAUUAUGAAUUUGAUACAAAUGAAAUUAAUGUUCCAAAAUAUAAUUCAAAUAAAAAAGAUUUAUGUCAUACGCCACCGACACCAGUAAUUAUUUCUGAUGUCAAAAAACUAAAACAACGAAAAGCUAUUCAUCAAAUGAGUUCUUCCGAUGAGGCUGACGAACAUCCACCACCACCACCUUCAGAAACGAAACCAACUCCGAUAACAACAGAAGAGAAUAAAGAUGAUAAUCAAUCAGAUGAGGAUGAUACAGAUCAUGAAGGUCGUUUUCUUGAACUUACAGUUUACGAUCUUUCAUUAUCAACAACAUCCUCUAGUUCAUUAUCGAUUAUCGUUACUUCACCUACUCAUCCUUCAAAUGAUGAACAUCUCAGUGAUUCACAGAGUAAUAUAUGGUUUUCAAAUUUUCUAAUUAAUUUAUGA